GAGCCGCGCCGCGCCGCGCCGCGCCGAGCCCAGCCGAGCCGGGCCGGAGAGAUGGGUGACCCAUACGGAGGAGGCCGAAGGCUUGCAGGACCAAGUAAGGGUGGUUUGGGGAAGGAUGGAGAGAGGAUAGAAAGCCAGCUCCCUGCCCCCCACGAGCCUCCUAAACUUGGAAAUUCUACCAGUGACAAGAUGGAGGGCAGGAAGAAAGGACGGCCAAAGGUGGAGAACCAGGCACUGAGAGACAUUCCUCUCUCCUUGAUGAACCAAUGGAAGGAUGAAUUCAAAGCCCACUCUCGGGUGAAGUGUCCAAACUCAGGGUGCUGGCUGGAAUUCCCAAGUAUUUAUGGACUCAAGUAUCAUUAUCAGCGUUGCCAGGGGGGUGCCAUCUCUGAGAAGCUGACAUACCCAUGCCCCUACUGUGAAGCUGCCUUCACCUCCAAGACCCAGCUAGAGAAGCACAGACUGUGGAAUCACAUGGACCAGCCUGUCCCAGCCAGCAGGCCUUUCCCUCUGCCUAAAGCUGCACCCCCUGGGAAGCCAGUACAGACCAACAAGCCAGUCCCAGUCACUAAGCCGCUACCAGUCAGCAAACCAGUCUCAGUCACUAAGCCGGUCCCGGUCACUAAGCCAAUUCCGGUCACCAAGCCGGUCCCGGUCACCAAGCCGGUCCCGGUCACCAAGCCGGUCCCGAUCACCAAGCCGGUCCCGGUCACCAAGCCGGUCCCGGUCACCAAGCCGGUCCCGGUCACCAAGUCGGUCCCGGUCAGCAAGCUGGUUCAAGUCAGCAAACCUGUCCCAGUCAGCAAACCUGUCCCAGUCAGCAAACCAGUUCCAGUCACUAAGGUGGCCCCGGUCAGCAAACCUGUUCCAGUCACCAAGGUGGUCCCGGUCAGCAAACCUGUUCCAGUCACCAAGGUGGUCCCGGUCAGCAAACCUGUUCCAGUCACCAAGCCUGUUCCAGUCACUAAGCUGGUCCCAGUCAGCAAAUCCGUCCUACCUACCAAGCCAGUUCCAGUAAGCAAACCUAUCCUGCCCAGCAAGCCCUUCCCACCCAGCAAGCCUGUCCUUGUCAGCAAGCCGAUUCCAAUCAGCAAAUCAGCAUCACCCAGCAAAGUGUUGCCGAUGAACAAGCCGGAGAGCAAAGUGCAAAGAACUGUGGGAAGGAGCGGUGGUAAGAAGAGGGCCGCUGAGGGCUUGGACACCUGCCCCGUCCAUCCAAAACAGGCGAAGUUGGAGAAGGAAGGCGAUCUGCACCCAGAGAAUGGAGAGUGUGCCCUAGACACAUGUGAGAGUAAGGACUUCCAUAUGACUACAGCCGAGACCGUUGCUUCACCUGCUACAAAGGCUACGAGCAGCAAAGAAGCUGCAGGCCCGGUAUCGCCCCCAGAAGAGGAUCCUGAGCGUUCCAAGCACAGAAGGAAACAAAAAACGCCUAAGAAGUUCACUGGGGAGCAACCAUCGAUCUCAGGGACCUUUGGUCUUAAAGGCCUUGCCAAGGCAGAGGACAAGGCCAAGGCCCACCGUGCCAAGAAGUUGGAAGCCAGCAGCAGUGCUGAGGAGGGGAGGAAAAAGGUCUUGGCCGCUAAUGUGAAGAAAGAGGUGGUACCUAUACCCGCAGCUCACCUGAGCACAGGGAGCCCUGAGGAGCAGUGGCAAAGAAUCCUCCAUGAGAAGGGGGAGGUUGUCUGUCCCACCUGUGGAGUCAUCACCAGGAAAACCAUUGUAGGCCUCAAAAAGCACAUGGAAGUUUGUCAGAAGCUGCAGGAUGCGCUCAAGUGUCAGCACUGCAAGAAACAGUUCAAGUCAAAGGCAGGGCUCAACUACCAUACCAUGGCAGAACACAGCAGCAAGCCUCAGACCCUGACAGAUGUGGAGCCUUCAGAAUUGGAUGAACAAGAGGAACGGGAGCGUUUGAGGAAGGUUCUGAAGCAGAUGGGGAAGCUCAAGUGUCCCAAUGAGGGCUGUGCAGCUGCCUUCUCCAGUCUCAUGGGAUACCAGUACCACCAGAGACGCUGUGGGAAGCAGCCAUGUGACCUAGACAGUCCUAUGUUCACCUGUCCUCACUGUGGUAAAACCUAUAAAUCCAAGGCUGGCCAUGACUACCACCUCCGUUCAGAGCAUCCUACCCCGCCUCCUGAGGAGCCUGCGGGAAAACCUCCUGAACCAGAUGUUGAGAUGGACAUGGAACGGACACCAAGUGGACGGAUCCGCCGGACAUCUGCCCAGGUGGCAGUGUUCCACCUCCAGGAAAUAGCAGAAGAUGAGCUAGCACGGGACUGGACAAAGCGGCGGAUGAAGGAUGACCUUGUGCCUGAAACCAAGAGGCUUAAUUACACUCGGCCAGGACUCCCAACACUGAAUCCCCAGCUGCUGGAGACGUGGAAGAAUGAAGUGAAGGAGAGAGGUCAUGUCAACUGCCCUAAUAAUUGCUGUGAAGCCAUCUAUUCUAGUGUGUCUGGGCUGAAAGCCCACCUGGCCAACUGUACCAAGGGAGACCACUUGGUGGGGAAGUAUCGGUGCCUCCUGUGUCAGAAAGAGUUCAGCUCGGAGAGCGGUGUUAAAUACCACAUCAUCAAGACACAUUCAGAGAACUGGUUCCGAACCUCAGCAGACUCCCCACCCAAACCCAAGAGCAGGGAGCAGCUCUCUGCCAAGGAGAAGAAGAAAAGCACAUCAAGUGGAAAAAAGCGGGGCCGAAAACCCAAGGAACGGCCCUCUGAGGGCCCCCCCCCAAAGACUUCCCCCAAGCCCCAGGACGAUUGGCCCUUGGGUGGUCGAGACAAGGGGAAUCGAGUGGUGCCCAGCCGGAAAUCGGGAGCCAGUAAGGUGCCUGAGAACAGUGCUGAAUCUCUAGACAGACUUCUUCCUCCUGUGGGCACAGGCCGGUCACCACGGAAACGGACCACUAGCCAGUGUAAAUCAGAGCCACCCCUGCUGCGGACCAGCAAAAGGACAAUCUACACAGCUGGACGGCCUCCCUGGUACAAUGAACAUGGGACGCAGUCAAAGGAAGCUUUUGUCAUUGGCUUGGGUGGAGGUAGUGCCUCUGGGAAAACCACUGUGGCCAGAAUGAUUAUUGAAGCAUUGGAUGUCCCCUGGGUAGUCCUGCUGUCCAUGGAUUCCUUUUACAAGGUGCUUACCAAGCAGCAGCAGGAACAGGCAGCCAACAAUGACUUCAAUUUUGACCACCCCGAUGCCUUUGAUUUUGACCUCAUUGUUUGUACCCUCAAGAAACUGAAACAGGGAAAGAGUGUGAAGAUUCCCAUCUAUGACUUCACCACACACAGCCGGAAAAAGGACUGGAAAACCCUGUAUGGGGCCAAUGUGAUCAUCUUUGAGGGAAUUAUGGCGUUUGCAGACAAGCAGCUCUUGGAGCUCUUAGAUAUGAAGAUCUUUGUGGACACAGACUCAGACAUCCGCCUGGUGCGACGGCUUCGGAGAGAUAUCAGCGAGAGGGGCCGGGACAUCGAGGGGGUCAUCAAGCAGUACAACAAGUUUGUAAAACCAGCCUUUGACCAGUACAUCCAGCCCACCAUGCGUCUUGCAGACAUUGUGGUUCCCCGAGGAAGUGGAAAUACUGUGGCCAUUGAUCUGAUUGUUCAGCAUGUCCAUAGUCAGCUGGAAGAGAGGAAGCUACGCUGGGAUAUGGCAGCAUUGGCCUCAGCUCACCAGUGCCACCCUCUCCCCAGGACCCUUAGUGUGCUGAAGAGCACCCCCCAAGUAAGGGGGAUGCACACCAUCAUCAGGGAUAAGGAGACCAGUCGGGAUGAGUUUAUCUUCUAUUCAAAGCGACUAAUGAGACUCCUCAUUGAGCACGCUCUCUCCUUCCUGCCCUUCCAGGGCUGCACAGUCCAGACACCUCAGGGACAGGACUAUGAAGGAAAAACUUAUGCUGGGAAGCAGAUCACGGGGGUGUCCAUCCUAAGGGCCGGGGAGACCAUGGAACCAGCUCUGCGGGCCGUGUGCAAGGAUGUCCGGAUUGGCACCAUCCUCAUUCAGACCAAUCAGCUCACUGGCGAGCCAGAGCUGCACUACCUCCGACUCCCCAAGGACAUCAGCCAGGACCAUGUGAUCCUGAUGGACUGCACGGUGUCCACUGGUGCGGCAGCCAUGAUGGCAGUGAGAGUAUUGCUGGAUCACGACGUUCCAGAAGACAAAAUCUUCCUGCUCUCACUGCUGAUGGCAGAGAUGGGUGUCCACUCUGUGGCCUAUGCCUUCCCUCGGGUGAAGAUUAUCACCACAGCUGUGGAUAAGAAAGUGAAUGACCUUUUCCGUAUCAUCCCUGGCAUUGGAAACUUUGGAGACCGUUACUUUGGGACAGAUGCCCCCCCUGACUGGAGUGAUGAGGAAGAACUAGUCGGGACUUAACGCGUACAGCCUUCCAAGGGAAUCCUUGCCUUCUCUCAUCCAUUCCCCUCCUCUGAACAAACCUUCCCAGGGACUCCAGAACAGGGCCGUGGAAGGACCUGGACUUCCACUUGUAGGGUAUCAGUGGAGGGAGAAGAGAGAUUAAUUUAUUUUGAUUUAACUUUGCCAAUAUAAUUUAUUCCAAAAGUUUUAUUUUAAAAUGAAAUAAAAAUUUUAGCCAAACUGAGA
Messenger RNA from Dromiciops gliroides (monito del monte), 4596 nucleotides. RefSeq names its product uridine-cytidine kinase-like 1. NCBI's taxonomy places the organism in Eukaryota, Metazoa, Chordata, Mammalia, Microbiotheria, Microbiotheriidae. Gene Ontology annotation, molecular function: zinc ion binding; ATP binding; kinase activity. The record is from RefSeq and is a predicted model, not a curated record. The transcript has 31 exons. Gene Ontology annotation, cellular component: cytoplasm. Bases 52 to 4368 code for a protein of 1438 amino acids.